Messenger RNA from Cyphellophora attinorum, 918 nucleotides. RefSeq lists its product as uncharacterized. Lineage: Eukaryota; Fungi; Ascomycota; Eurotiomycetes; Chaetothyriales; Cyphellophoraceae. Bases 1 to 918 code for a protein of 305 amino acids. The record is from RefSeq and is a predicted model, not a curated record. The transcript has a single exon.
AUGCCGCCCGAAGACCUCACUGCAGAACGCAACGACUCGACCGACCCAGAUCCAAAUCUGGUCCUCUAUAUCAAACACCUCCCCGACACAGUCCACAAUUACCGACGCUUCUUCAACAGCCUAUUGGUCCCUCGGCCUGACCAUGAGAUUUUCUUACGUGACCUCAGGCAUUUUCGCGAGCAGGCCGAGAUCAUCGUGCUACUGACCACCCCAGCUUCAGACGGUACGACCAACGGAGGUUCACCGACAGAAACAGCCACGAGCAACGCAGAGGCCAAUGCCACCACUAGACCUAUCCCAACGACCGUGAGUGAUAUCUACCGCCAGACGACGACCCAUUUCCUAGCCUCCCGCUUCGCUCACCCAUAUUGUCGGAAUGAAUACGGACAUGUUUCAACAUCGCACGCCAGUCGCUCCUUCUUCGACAAGACGACUGUUAGCAAGCGAAAGCAGGCAGAUGCAGCAGCAGAGGCCAAAGCGCGCGAGGAUGAGCGGAUACACAAACUUCUCGUCCCAAUCUGGAUCGCUUUCCGAAGACGGAUGAUGGUCACCGCCGAGGAGCUGACUGCGUGGGUCGAGGACUGGAAUGCGAACGAAUAUUCAAGGUGGAAGGCUGCAGCUGAGGACAACAUCGAGAGAAAAGGGGAAGCGCGGACGGCGUUACACCUCGCACCAGAGGACAAGGACCCGAUGGAGGAGCAAAGGCAGGUGCCAGCACACAAUGAGCGAAGUGGGACCUAUCUCAACGCAGCGGAAGCGUUCGUCUCCGAAGAGGGUGAUCUCGUCGAUGCGCCAUCGCAGCAGCAUGACACGGCGGCCCAGGCAGGCGGGCUCUUCGUUGGUGUAGCUGCGGCUUCUUUUCUGGCAAGCAAUAAACGGGCGAGGAAGUACUUGUUGAAGAAGAUGAAGCAGAAAUGA